CAUUUGAUACUCCCAGAAAGCUUACGCAUAAUGUGUAGCAAGUCGGCGCAAACACAUUUUCUGAAUCCGCUUCCGGAGUGGCCGACGACGCCGAUGCCCACAGACUGAUCACAGGGGCUUUUUACCCUGAACAGCACUGAAUGGUAGCAGCUGAGAGAACGGGUGCGGAGCCGGGAGGAUUUCUCACGGUCCACGGACUAGAAUGAUCUCCUAUAUGUAUCCCCAUAAACGGAUGACAGCCUCCAAACAAACCUGUACUGAAAACUUUCAGCUCUACAUCUGACGAGGGUGGUGUUAUUGAGAUUUUUUUUGUUGUUUUUUGUGGGUUUCUUUUUUUUUUUUUUUUUUUUUUGUAAGCAGACAUCAUGCAGGUGCAAACUGUGGGCUAACGUUAACUGAAAUGACUUGCUCGGCGCUGACGCGUUUCAUUUGUGCCAUGCCAACCCCGCAUUGUCAGAUGCCAUUUUACUCUGCGUCUGGAAUUCCUACAUACUGCUGGGCCUGUUUUGUAAAUUAGAAGUUCGUGCGGCUGUAGCAAAAAAAAAUAAAAAAUAAAACAUUUUAAGAAAAAAAAACAGCUGGUGCAAUGAGAAGAAGCUACGCUGCCCAAGACAUUGUGCGCAAUUUGUGCUGAAAAGCUUAUGGGUCCUGCGUACUCAAGCUCCCGGCUUCCACUUGGAGAGGUGUGCUGCGGGGCUACAGCGCACUGGCUGUGUCGGCUUCACAUCUGGACCGCCUAGCUACUGUCAUCUGCGGCCUGAUCGGACUGUGCACUCCCUAAAAAAAAAAAAACUUGUAUGUUUACUGGUGGGAACCGAGUGAGAUCGCCUCGGAUGGUGUGUUAUUAUUAUUAUUAGUAUUAAGGAGAGAGAGGGAGGUGGUGACUAUUUGGGCCGGUGGUACUACUUGGACUUGACGGUUAUCGGUGAUCCACUUUGGAGCACCGUGGUCCAAAAAAAAGCUGGACUGGCUGACUACUCAUGGAAAAAACGCACAUCCAGCUAUGGAUUUUGCGUAGCGGAUUCACGCAUUUUUAAAGGCAACGCUAGGGUGACAUUGCAGUCUUCUCGCCACAUCGGUUAUUUCGUCGUCCGACAAAAAAAAAAUAAAAGAGUGAAAGUGGAGUAUUGUCCGUCGUACGUAUCAGCGCAGUGGGAUUUCUACGUCUGGUCGGCGUUCCCCCCCACCCUUCCCGCGGUGACGGUUAUGGGUCGGAAGCGGUGUGUCGGUGCAGAUUGUUCCAAGAUGGCGGCCGGGUGCUGCGGGGUGAAGAAGCAGAAACUGUCGGGAUCGCCCGGGUCGGGGGGUCCCGGCGGGGUGGGGGCGGGAAGCGGGGUGGCAGGAACCGGACAUUGUGGCUCGGAGUUGGGGAUUGGCUCCUCCGCGACCAUUGCAGCAGCAGCGGCGAACGUGAGCCGAGCCAACGGCCUGGGGGGACCCGGGGGUAACGUUAGCGGCAGCAGCAGUAGUAGUAGUGGCGGCGGUGGUGGUGGUGGUGGUAGCGGCGGCGGCGGCGGCACAAACGCUCUGUCUCCAGCCCCGGCCGGUUACACUUCAUCCGGCCUCUCCCCGAAUCUCAGCUCGGGACCCGGUUCGGGAAGUGGAGGCAGAAAAAUGGUUGUCUCAGCGGAGAUGUGCUGCUUCUGUUUUGACGUGCUUUAUUGCCAUCUGUACGGAUACCAACCUCCGAGAACACCCAGGUUUACAAACGAUCCCUACCCGCUGUUUGUCACGUGGAAAAUAGGCAGAGACAAGCGGUUGAGGGGUUGUAUAGGUACAUUUUCUGCCAUGAAUCUGCACUCAGGACUCAGGGAGUACACCCUUACCAGUGCCCUUAAAGACAGCCGCUUCCCCCCUAUGACAAGGGAUGAGCUGCCUCGCCUCUUCUGCUCAGUGUCUCUUCUCACCAACUUUGAAGACGUCGGUGAUUACCUUGACUGGGAGGUGGGUGUUCACGGUAUUAGGAUAGAGUUUUUCAAUGAAAAAGGAUCAAAGCGCACCGCCACCUACCUACCAGAGGUUGCAAAGGAGCAAGGUUGGGACCACAUUCAAACCAUAGAUUCCUUACUACGAAAGGGAGGUUACAAAGCUCCCAUCACAAAUGACUUCAGGAAGACCAUUAAGUUAACCAGGUACCGUAGCGAGAAGAUGACAAUGGGUUAUGCAGAGUACAUCGCCCACCGCCAGCACCAUCACUACCAGAAUGGCAUUGGGCACCCUCUACCACCCUACAACCAUUAUUCCUGACAGCGAGCCGCAUGACCAAUCAUUGGACCUCUCCGCGGACCUUUUCCCAGGAGAGCCCGCCCCCUCCUGGUCUAGCUAUUUCUACUACUGUACCAUUUUAUGAUGAUAGUUUCCGUUGCCAUGCUGGCCGUCUCCCAGACGUUGACAUGGCAACGGGUGGCAACGAAGCAUCAUUUGAUUAUGGCAAGAAAAUCCACGUUUUUCUUUUCUAAUUUCUUUGCCUGUGGUUAAGUUUUUGCAGCAUAUGUAUACCUAUAUCUAUAACCCCCCCUUCAUUCAUAUUUUUGAAAAUUAAACGAAUACUAGAUUUUAUUAAUCUCACGUAUUUUCAGCAAACCUAAUCAGGUGUUUGAUUCUGUGGAUGGAAGGAAGUCUCUUACGAUGGAUUAGUCUUGCGCUUAUAUUGUUUAGGCUUUGCUACGAUUUUACAUUUACUAAGAUAAAAAAAGUCUUCUUUUCGUUUUUUGUUCUCCCUCCUUUUUUCUUUAACUUACUAUCCAGACAUGUAUACCAUGUAGCAAGGCAACUGCAGUUCUCAAAGGCUGUGUCGUCUCUAUUCUGAUUCCUCUCAAAAAAAAAAAAAGGAAAAACAUGAAACGAUUGACUGUUGAGAUUGUUUUAGCCUUGUAAACUCUUGUAGUGUUGUAGUUGGAAAUAUAUAUAUCGGGAUCUGUAUACUCCAAAGUAUAGAUAGUAGGAUUGUGAUGCCCUUUAUAAACCGGCCUUUUGCUGGUAGUGUUUAUUGUUUUGAGCUCACAGUCGUGUGUGUGUGUUUCUGUGUGUGGAUAUAGAUAUUGGUCUGCCACAAAAUGAAAACCAGUACAGUAAAUUAGAAAAUUGGAUUUAUUUGUUAAAAAAAAAAAAAAAACUCCUCCUGAGUGUUUGUUCUGUGGUGGAACCUGUAAAAACCUUGAACCGCGUUUAGUUUGGCUUGAACGUACAGCGAUUUUGUUUCAUUUGAACUUUUUUAAAGAUUUGAGGUAAAAUGUGGAGGAAGCCAUUUUCGUCUGAUGAUAAUCAUAUCUAUCGCAGGUGAUUUGUUAAUUAUCUUUGUAAAAAAAAAAAAAAACGGGCCACGAGUCAGUCCCCGCAUUGGAGAAGGGGGAGUAGACGUAUUACAGGUCCCUAAAAGAAGAAGAAAAACAAAAGAAGUGCAUGUUUAAUUCAUUUAAAUUAACCGUGUCUGUUGGUUUCUGAGUUUACUGGCAGGGAGUCACUUGACAGGGACAUGCUAUAACUACUUAAAGCCAUAUUCUCUUUUUAUUCCACACUUUGUAAGAGUCGCCUGCUGUUUGGCUUCAAGUGUUUGCAUUCGGUAAAACCUCCUAAUAUAUUUGGUCUCCAACCCUCCUGAAUGCAAACCGACACCAGCCGGGCCUCGGGCUCAGGCUGCAACACUGAAUACCAGCCAAACCCGGCGGUUUCAGUCAUUCGUCAGAUGUCUUGUAUAUUGCCCGUGUCGUCGUGGAAACGUUGUCUUGCCUUUUUCAGAUUAUAGCUAACCAUUGUCCACUCGUCCACACUUAGUAUGAUGUAUUAAAACCGUCAUUUUGAAUGAAGACACCACUUUAACGCACAAAGGAAGUGAUCUAACUCAUCAUUUUUGUGUCAUUUAGAAAGUGCAUGUCUGAGCUGCAGCGAUGCGGCGAGUCGAUUUAGUUGUUGAAACCGCACUAUACCGUUAUUUUAUUUUUUUCCUCCGGUAACUCUGCUGUUCAAGUGAGAUCCCGGUUAAAUCUGCGUGUCCACCACGGCACAGGAAGUGUUUUAGAUCUGUGGUCUGUUUUGUCAGCUGUUAGGUUAGAGCAAACACAGUUGAAUUUAGUUAGAGCAGAAUCUCUGCAUGGGGCCUGAGUGGCUUACAGUUAAGGUCUACAAGUAAAUAAAUAAUAAUAAAAAAAAAAGCCAGGGCUUUGUUAAGGACUUAAGAAGCCAUCUCCCAUCUAAAUAUAACUUGUUGUGAGUCAUCCACACACACUAGGCUAGUUGGAUCUUUUAAUUUCCAGAAUGUUUGAACCGUUAAGGAUCGCCGUCACGGCGUCGAUCCGCGUUUGAUUUUUGGGUUUUUAGUUUUUUGCUGACUGGAAUUUUUUUGAGAGGUUCUUGUUACUCGACCAACAUCUUUCUUCGUAACAGCCUUUACUAACUGACAGGUUAUUUUUCUUUAUGCAAAAUGUCAAGGGCUUUUGGCACUCCAUCCACAGUAACCCGAAAUGACCCAGAUUUAAGUUGUGUUGCCUUAAAUGAAUGAUUUAAUAAACGAUGGACCAGUAGAUGAAGCUCUGAGUGUUCCUCCCCGGUCCCAUGGUUUCCCCCCUGUCCCGGCUCCCAUCCUCACACCACAGUGUACGUAGGGAAAGGCCUCAGAUGAUGUAUUCCUCACUUGAAUGCUCUCACUAAUACUUUCUUAGACAUAUGGGGGCUUCUGUAUGCCUGCAGUCUCCUGUUUGCUCACGUCUCACCCAGCUGCUGGUCCUCGAUCCUCGUCAUUGUUUUUCAAAAGCCCCCUCACACAGACACGUUCUCUCUUCAGAUAAUGCCUGGCACUGUGGUGGUGUUACCGUUAAUGUUCAAACCAUGGGAAAACACUGUCAUGCCUCUAGUAAAAAUGUAUGCAUUUAUGAUAAAUACACUACAUCAGACGAGGAACAGUCAGGCGUUCGUUUCCUGGUCCAUUUAAUACAGCACAACCUGAAUUUUUCUGCUGCAAAACCAAAUUGACCAUACUCUUUUACAUAUAUGUCUUUGUAUACACAUGCAAUGUAUUUUGUUGCAUGUAUGUAUGAGUAUGAGACCUAUGGUUUUAUCCAUGAUAUGCUUGAUCUAUGGCUUAGACACUCUUAUUAACCAUUAAGAGAUUUAAAAGACAAAUAUGGUGCUAUCGGACCUCAUAUUGGGGUGGUCACAGCUCGUGACUGGUCAUGCGGACUCAUUGAUCAUAUCAUACUUAAAAGAUGCUACAUGUAAGAUUUGCUCUGUGGUGUAUUGCUGUGAAGUGAGUCAUGACGGCACAUUUUUAAAAAAUAUACCGAAGGACGCGACCGUCACCGAUUACAAACAGUAGCCCCGUGGAAAAAAAAUCUGUGCUUUCAUUUAAGCCCAAUGUGGGUGAUUUUAUUUGGGAUCAAUUCCCUAUGGGAAAAACAGACGGAUAUUCGUACACAUUAUAACGAAGAAGGAAGAGUCCCUGCAGCAAACCCGUCAUAUGGGGCUAUGGAAUGUACUGUUAAUGGUCGUUAAUACACUUUAACAGCGAUAUGUUAAGAGAAAAUCCUACAUGUUACCUUUACUAUCCUUGAUAUAUGCAGAUCUGUUCAACAGGUGUUUAUUUUUUUGUUUCCUACCAGUGCAAGUCAACACCCCUGCAGGUUUGAAAGGACAAGAAGUCACACGUAGCCUCCUUCCUUCCUUCCUUCCUUCCCUCUUCUCUCCCCCCACCUCCUUCGAUUACUCCCCCACACUGUGGCCCGACCUCAUGGCCUAGUUUGUCAAGGUGUGAUGCGUGUCGUUCGGUAGAUGGUGGCAGUGGUUGUAGUAUUAGUAGUGGUGGAAGUGUUCGUCAUCGCCUCUCCUCCUGGAAGACUGGACGGCGCUGUAUUUCCCGAACGCGUCGUCCGGUUUCCUUUUUUAGCUGCUGAAUCGUUUGACCUCCGAAAAGACAAAAGUUGGGAGUCGUUGACUUGGAGAGUAGAGAUAAAAAAAAGGUCCUGUUGUUGAUGUUGAAGGUAAAGCGUCUCCUACAGCGGGGGGGCAACGCAGAGUUAAUGUUUUACGUAGAGCACGCAGAAAAUAGUCCUGCUAUCUGUACUGAUUUAACUGUUUUAAAAAAGCAUUGAUACCUCAUGGGAUUUUAUGGAACGACAUUUGUAGUUUGUUGUAGCAGAUCGUGUUUUGGUUCCAUACCAGGGUUAGAGUUCAGCCUCGGCAUUCCUUUGUGUGUGGUUCAUACUCAUAUUUCGUGGAAUGCUCAAGCUCGUGUUACCUUCGUAUGUUUGACUGAACCAAAGAUGCCAGCGGCCAUGCCCAAAUGCUGCUCUUCAAGUCCUGGCUUCCUGUCCUUCCAAAAGACACCCCUGCAAUUUGACAAAAUGUGUUUGUUUUUUUUUUAAAUUUGUUUUUUGUGCGAUUUCUCAACUGUCUAGACUUAUUAAGCAACCCGAUUUUUCAAUGAAUUUUCAUUGAGUCUAUCUAUGAAGCCGUACGUGGCAUCAAGGAUGGUUUAAAAAUGGUUGCAAAUUGUUGUUACUUGUUUUGUUUAUUAUUAUUAUUAUUAUUAUUAUUAUUAUUAUUAUUAUUAUUAUUAUUAUUAUUAUUAUUGCUAUAAUUUACAAAAAUGAAAAUCCCAUGGUGUGCCUCCUAGCUUUAUGGGUUUAUAAAUGUUUUUUUCCCUAAAGACCAGCAGUUAUACUUUGUAUAAAAGAUGGAUUUUUCCUUAUUUUUUAUGCCAUUAAAGAAGAAAAAAGCCUGUUUUCUUUACUCUGGACCCAGUAGCUGCACUGGUUAUACAAUCGCACUGAUAGAUGAAUAAUAAAAAAAAUAAAAGUUUAAAAAAAAGAAGAGAAAAAAAAAGGAAGAAAUGAAUCAAUAAUAAUAAUGAUGAUAAUGACAAAUGAAAUAAGAACUACAAUAAACUUGUGUUUGAAACUUUUAUUAAAAAAAACAUUGAAAAAAAUAACAUAAAAAAAAAGAAAAUGACUGUUUUUGUACAUCAAAAUAAAUUCUUUUCAAAAGAAUAUUUUGGAUCUAGUUUGAAAAUUAUUUUAGUGGUUUUCUAUGUUCUGAAUUUUUGAGACACUGACUUCGAAGACGUGUCACUGUACAAAAUGACUUUUUUCUGUUGCAGUGGCCUGAUGGGCUGGGAGGGUUGCCUGGUGUAACUCCUCAUACCAACUUUUAUUUCUUUUCCUUUUUUGAUUUUUGGAUAUGUUUUUAUUUUUUUCUCUCUGCUUUAGUAACUUGAAAAAUGUUGAUGGAAAAAUAUGAACUGGGAACUUCAAAUCCAUCCCCCUUCCCCUAUCCCUUCCUUGUAGAGCUAGACCCCCUUCCUCCUUUCCUAUUUGAAUUGCUGUUAGUGUGACGCGACUUGAAAUGGGCAUUUAUUAUGAUAGUAUGACUCCAAAAGAGAAAAAAAAAACACAAAAACAAACACUAAAAAAAAAGAAAUCAGAAAAAAAAAUUGCAAAAGAAAAGUGUGGGGAGCAUUGAAAGAAUAUAUAUAGAUGGGUUAUCUGAGUAUGUAAGCAAUGGCUGUGAAGAUAAUGUAGUUUUAAACAUUGUUAUUACCUUUUAAAAUCAUUUAUUCAAUAAAAAAUACAAAAUCAACUGAAAA
Larimichthys crocea (large yellow croaker) is the source of this 7576-nucleotide messenger RNA. It is a transcript of the gene ammecr1, whose product is annotated as AMMECR nuclear protein 1. NCBI's taxonomy places the organism in Eukaryota, Metazoa, Chordata, Actinopteri, Sciaenidae. The record is from RefSeq and is a predicted model, not a curated record. The coding region runs from base 1207 to 2247 and encodes 346 amino acids. The transcript is spliced from 6 exons.